GAUGGGAUGGGGGGCAAAUAUUGGGAUAGUACUGGCCCCAAAAGCCAUGAGGGCUUGUUCCCUGUGGGGAGAGGGGCACAGAGACAAGGAAUCCUGCAGGACACCCCCGAGGAGCAGGACCCUCCAUCCCACCACAUUUUCCAGCGCUGGGGGUCAGCCAGGCCCGCAGCAGCCGCAGCUGAGCAAGACAGCCCAGAGCCCCCCACUGCACUCCUGCCAGCCCCAUGGGAGCAGCAGCUCAGCCCUCUGCUGCUGCCCAGGGCAUCCCAAGCGUCCUGCAGCGCUGAGCCUGGACACGCUGCUGUGGCCCAGGCUGCCCUGCUGACAGAGCGCUCUCUCGAGGGACUGCCCUGGACUUGUGGGACAUGAUGAUCUCCACACCCCGGCCUCUGAAGAAGAUCUUAAAAGACUCGCGCAGAAGACUCCUGGUCAUAGACUCCAUGUUUCCCGAAGGCGUCAUCAGUGGGUCAGAAAGACCUGACAUGGCAAGAAAAAUACAGUCCCUCCUGCCACAAGUCGUGGGGUUGCUCGACUACAGCAACACAGAAAUGAAAAGGAAAGUCCUGACAUUCUUCUGCAGCGUGAUGGGACACCUGAAGAGGGAAGAGGCUAGACCCACUGUCGAGCAGCUGGAGGAAAAGCUCCUGCCCCUCUUUGAUGAUGAGUCCAGCCAGCUCCGAGAGCUCUCCAUCUGUCUCUUCAGAGAGCGGGUGCAGUCAGUGAUGGCGCACGACAAGACGAGGAUUAAGAGCUACGUGCACCGUGCACUGCUCCCCCUCUUCUUUCGUUUGAACGAUCAGAGCAACAACGUGGCCAAGGCCGCCAGGGAAACCCUCCUUGGUGCAGCAGAGCUCCUGAAAUGGAAGCAGCUCAAACACCUAGUGCGGACUCAGCAGACAUGGAGGAUUGGAGAGAGCUUGCUGGAGCAGAACAGGAGCAGGGCUCAAGAGUUCUUGAGUCAGAGCCUGCCAUACCUGAGGGAUGCUCAGGCCAGCUUGCGAGAGGUGGCCGUGAGGUUCAUCGGGCUGGCUGCGCGGCCCCUGAGGGACCAAAAGGAGGAGGAGAAGCUGGCUGAGAUCUGCAGUGCCCUUCGGCCCUUGGAGAAGGACAGUAAAUCCUUCGUCCGCUCCCUCGCUGCUCAGACCAUUGUCAUCCUGAGCAGUCCAAGGGAGCAGCCACGAUCACGAUGGGCCCUGCAAGCCCUGUGCUGCUGGCGUCACUGACCCAGGUGGAGGAGCAGCUCUGCUUGCGGAAAAAUGGCUGGAUUUUAAUAAAGAGCCCUUCUUGAAGUUGGGUUGGAUGUCUGGCUUUUCCAAGGACCCCAGAACCUCUCUGAUUGCUGUGGCACUUUUGACAGCACAGCCCGGCAUCAUGGGCAAGGGUGACGUAGCAGACAGGAGCACUUGCAAUGAGGUUGUCCAGGGCAGCUGAGAUGGAUCUCACUGGGCCAGUGGGGUUUGUUCCUGGAUUCACACACAGAAAUGUCAGGGUCUGUCAGGCAUCCACAUCUAAGCUGGCAUCCUGGACUCCUUCUGCACCCAGGGAUGUUCAGAGACAGAGUCUGUCCCUUUUACACACAGAGGCAGGAGUUACAGUGUCUGUCUGGCCUUCUGUUGCCACUUCCAAGGGAUGGGAGGCACCUCAGCCCUGUGGUGUGUCACCCUGCUCGGCACUCAUCUGAGAUGUCCCACGCCAUGAGGAAUGGACAUGGGGACAUUGGUUAAAGGAACCACAACCCAGUGCUGAUUUUAGGCAGUUUGCAUGGGAUCUUACUCCCAACUUAUCAGACUUUCUUAGCUAACAUAGUAAUAAAUCUAAACACGAGCUUC
Messenger RNA from Columba livia (rock pigeon), 1829 nucleotides. RefSeq lists its product as uncharacterized. Lineage: Eukaryota; Metazoa; Chordata; Aves; Columbiformes; Columbidae. The transcript has 7 exons. The record is from RefSeq and is a predicted model, not a curated record. The coding region runs from base 366 to 1223 and encodes 285 amino acids. Gene Ontology annotation, cellular component: cytoplasm.